Molecule: messenger RNA, 1344 nt
Organism: Microstroma glucosiphilum
Lineage: Eukaryota; Fungi; Basidiomycota; Exobasidiomycetes; Microstromatales; Microstromataceae
Exons: 4
Coding region: 103-1227 (374 amino acids)
Biological process (GO): trans, trans-farnesyl diphosphate biosynthetic process
Cellular component (GO): cytoplasm
Molecular function (GO): (2E,6E)-farnesyl diphosphate synthase activity; dimethylallyltranstransferase activity
Source: RefSeq, a predicted model, not a curated record
CUCCGAAGUAACACCUUCUGGCAUACAGACAGGAGCCCCUUCGCCCCGUACCUCACCACACUCCUUUGAUCCCACCUCACUCUCCUUGAGUACCACACCAGCAUGGCUUCGUCGCAGAACCCUACGGCAGGUCUCGCCGAGAAGGCAGCAACCAAGCUCGCCGCUCGAAAGCGCUUCGAGGCAGUCUUUCCCCUCCUGGUAGAGGAGCUCAUCGAGUAUCUAGCAUCAGAGGGCAUGCCCAGAGAGGCACAGGAGUGGUACCGCAGAAAUCUAGACUACAACACACCCGGUGGAAAGCUCAACAGAGGUCUUAGCGUGGUGGAUACCGUGGACAUUCUGCUCUGUACCGAGCCUGGAAGCGGCGGUAAGAGGACUAGGGAGCUGACAGAGCCAGAGUACCUCAAGGCUGCCAUCCUGGGCUGGUGUAUCGAGCUGCUGCAAGCAUACUUCCUCGUGGCUGACGACAUGAUGGACAGGUCCAUCACCCGUAGAGGUCAGCCUUGCUGGUACAAGGUCGAAGGUGUUGCUGAAAUCGCCAUCAACGAUGCAUUCAUGCUGGAAGCCGCUAUCUACUAUCUCCUCAAGAAGCACUUCAGGUCCGAGCCCUACUACGGACUGCUGCUAGAGCUCUUCCACGACGUCACCUUCCAGACUGAACUGGGCCAGCUGAUUGAUCUAAUCACUGCCGAUGAGAACCACGUCGACUUGAGCAAGUUCAGCCUAGAAAAGCAUCAUCUGAUUGUUCUGUACAAGACCGCUUUCUACUCCUUCUACCUUCCCGUCGCUCUUGCCAUGAGGAUGGUGGGCAUCACCGAUGAAUCUCUCUAUAAGCAAGCCUCGGCCAUCCUGCUCCCACUCGGCGAGUACUUCCAGGUGCAGGACGACUACCUGGACGCCUUCGGCAAGCCAGAGGUCAUUGGCAAGAUCGGUACAGACAUUCAAGACAACAAGUGCUCCUGGCCUGUCAACGUCGUCUUGCUUCACGCCAAUGCUGAGCAGAGGAAGGCGCUGGAUCAGCACUACGGAAGGAAGAACGCCGAGAGUGAGCAGAUUGUUAAGGACAUCUACGUCGCACCGAAUGUUAACAUCCCUGGCAAAUUCGAGGCCUAUGAGAAGGAGAGCUACCAGAUGUUGACUGGUCUCAUUGACCAGGUUGACGAGUCGAAGGGCUUGAAGAAGGAGGUCUUUACCAGCUUCUUGAACAAGGUCUACAAGAGGACUGUGUAGAUGCAGAAUGGGCAGGAUGGCAGACGGUAGGUCUAUACGGGCCUCUGCGGAGAUGUGCUCAGCGAUGAGGGUGUUCCUCCCAUACAUAGAAGGUGUCCUUUCCAUUGUGAAUACUUA